UCAAUUUCACAGGCUGUAGAGGGGGAAGGAAUUUAUGGAUUGUUCUUCAUUUCUCGGAUAAACAAGCCAUUACCGCUACUUUUCGAGAAAAGUGGUUUUGUGCAUGGAAAGGCAGUUUUAUUAAGCGAAAGCGGUUUCAGGGUACGGACUAUAUCUGCAUUUCUCCUUCAUAUUGCCUGCAAAUUAUCCCUUCUCGUGGAAUGAUGAUUCUUAAGGGCGUUCUUUUAUUCUUGAAACCGGCUGUUUAUGUGAAGUGAGGAAAAAGCGGUUUGAACGGUGGUUUCUGGUGGAGAUUGGUGGUGUUUUGGUUUGCCCUUGAAUUGAGUGGUUUAAGUUGCAGAGGCUUGAGUUUGUGUUCUUUUUUUUGACGAAGAGGCUUGAGUUUGUGUUCUUGUGCAUGUAUCCUUUGGUAAUCCUGGAUUUGGAGGUCCUUGAAAGCGUUUUGGUGAAAGAAGAUCAGCAUUUGAUUUGUUAGCUAGGGUUUGAGCGGUUUUGUGAAGAGCGGCAUUGGCUUUGAUGACUGGAUAUUGGCUGUUUUGUUAAGCCUCUGUUGAGGAGAAAGAUCUGGGGUAGAUUUCUUUCUUAAUCGAUAGCUCGGUGAAGCGAUUUCUGGGAAAGAUAUUGGAUUAGGUUUUGGCAAAGCACUUCAAAGUGACAAAGGGAGGAGCAGUGGUUUUUUGAGGUUUUUUUUAUGUGAAAAGAAAGGAUCGAAGCGAAAGAUGAAGUUUAGAAUGCCUGUUUUGCUCUUGCUUUGCUUUAGUGUACUGGCUCCAAUAGUUCUUUACACUGAUAGAUUGGGAAGCUUCAGCAGUUCUAUAGCAAAGGCUGGAUUCAGUGAGGAAUUUUCCCCAAUUAAUUAUGGGCGGGACAUUAACAAAUUAAAGGUUCUUCCUCAGGAAUCUGUUAAUGCAUUGAAGGAACCAAGUGGGGUUGUUUAUUUGUCAGAUAAAGACCCUUCAGAGGCCAUCUCUGUAAAAGAAGAACCAAAAAUGGCAAGAUCUAGGGUGUUGCAAUCAAAUGUUAAACCAUUGGAAGUGGAAACACACAUUGAGCAAGUAAUAGAUAAAGUUCACCGUGAAGAGAAAAAUGGGCAAGAAAUUGCUGGUGAUUCUCAGGCUGAGACCAUUGAAGAAAGCCAACAGGUAUUGUUGCAGUCGAAUGAACAGAAAAUAGGUGCGAAAAGAGAGGAACAGUUUGGUCAUCAAGAUGCCUCUAUAAAAGAGGAAAUUGGGCUGAGUUCCAGAACUGAUGCAGAGAAACAGGAACCGGACAAACCAGAGAUCGAGUCUGGCAAAUCUGAUCCUGAUGGGCCUUCACAACCCAGCCCCGAGAGGCAGAAUGAUAAUAAGAAGCCUAUGCCAGAUGCUCGUGUCCAUCAUCUUCGUGAUCAACUAAUCAAGGCCAAGGUUUACCUGAGCCUCGGAACGACUCGAAGCAACCCUCACUUUAUCAAGGAGCUUAGAGUGCGCAUCAGGGAGGUUCAAAGAGCACUAGGUGAUGCAACCAAGGAUUCUGAACUUCCAAGGGGUGCUUAUGAUAAAUUGAAGGCAAUGGAAGAAACAUUGGCCAAGGGCAAGCAGAUCCAGGAUGACUGUGCUGCUGUCAUAAAGAAGCUGCGUGCCAUCUUGCACUCAACUGAGGAGCAGCUUCGAGUUCACAAGAAACAAAGCAUGUUCUUGAUGCAGCUGUCUGCAAAAACCCUACCCAAAGGCCUACAUUGUCUUCCCUUGCGCCUUACAACUGAGUAUUACUCAUUGAACUCAACUCAGCAGCAGUUCCCAAAUCAAGAGAAACUCGAAAAUCCCAAUAUCUAUCACUAUGCUUUGUUCUCAGACAAUGUAUUGGCAGCAGCAGUGGUUGUAAAUUCUACUGUUUCUAAUGCCAGGGAUCCUAGAAAUCAUGUCUUCCACAUAGUCACAGACAGGCUAAACUAUGCAGCAAUGAGAAUGUGGUUCAUAGCUAACCCUCCAGGCAAAGCUACAAUUCAAGUUCAGAGUGUUGAAGAGUUUACCUGGCUGAAUUCAAGUUACAGUCCAGUCCUAAAGCAACUUGGUUCUACAUCUAUGAUCGAUUACUACUUUAGAACCCAUCGUGCAAACCCAGAUUCCAAUCUCAAAUAUCGGAACCCCAAAUAUCUUUCUAUAUUGAAUCAUCUCAGAUUCUAUAUGCCUGAGAUUUUCCCAAAGCUUCACAAAGUACUUUUCUUGGAUGAUGAUAUUGUGGUGCAAAGGGAUCUUACUCAACUGUGGAAGAUCGAUUUGAAAGGGAAGAUCAAUGGUGCAGUAGAGACAUGCAGAGAGAGUUUUCACCGUUUUGAUAGAUACCUCAACUUCUCUAACCCUUUGAUUUCGAAGAAUUUUGAAGCGCAUGCAUGUGGGUGGGCUUUUGGAAUGAAUAUUUUUGAUUUGAAGGAGUGGAAGAAGCAGGAAAUUACAGAGAUCUACCACUCAUGGCAGAAACUGAACAAUGACAGGCAGCUGUGGAAGCUGGGGACUCUACCGCCUGGCCUGAUUACAUUUUAUAACCGGACUUUCCCCUUGAACCGGGGAUGGCACGUUCUUGGCCUUGGCUAUGACCCCAGUGUGAACCAGAGAGACAUACAACGAGCAGCUGCAAUUCAUUACAAUGGAAACUUGAAACCAUGGCUUGAGAUCGGGUUGCCAAAGUUUCGUGGUUACUGGCAAAAAUACAUCAACUAUAAUCAACCAUACUUACAAGACUGCAAUAUCAAUCCAUAAAGCAGGAAUCUCUCUCUCUCUCUAACAUCAUUAACUGUGAUUUUGAGGUCUAGCUCUCUUUUUGUUUGCCUUUGUUUUUUAUUUUUAUUUUUUAUAAAUUUUUGGUAGAUUUUGGAGUUGCGGUUCUCCAUUCUUUCUGCGGAUGCCUCUUUAUAAGUGUAUCUACAGUCUCUCAAAGAUUCGUUAUAGGCUUUGUUUUUUCUUUCUUCUGCAGAUUUGCAGAUGUUCAUUGUACAUUUUUCACAUAUCAUACUGCAGUAAUUGGGUUUUCAGGCCUUUUAACAAUGUUUCUCUUUAUUCUUAUCAAUAGUAAAGGGAGAAAGUAUUGUAUCUUA
Messenger RNA from Amborella trichopoda, 3073 nucleotides. It is a transcript of the gene GAUT4, whose product is annotated as galacturonosyltransferase 4. The record is from RefSeq and is a predicted model, not a curated record. Gene Ontology annotation, molecular function: polygalacturonate 4-alpha-galacturonosyltransferase activity. Lineage: Eukaryota; Viridiplantae; Streptophyta; Magnoliopsida; Amborellales; Amborellaceae.